Messenger RNA from Hemiscyllium ocellatum (epaulette shark), 1327 nucleotides. RefSeq names its product fumarylacetoacetate hydrolase domain containing 2A (gene fahd2a). The transcript has 10 exons. Gene Ontology annotation, molecular function: hydro-lyase activity. The record is from RefSeq and is a predicted model, not a curated record. Bases 268 to 1134 code for a protein of 288 amino acids. Lineage: Eukaryota; Metazoa; Chordata; Chondrichthyes; Orectolobiformes; Hemiscylliidae.
CGCCAUGACCUUUGCCUCCGUUGAUUGACCCUUGCCUCCUGAACACGGAGGUCAACUCUGCUUCGUCUGCUGUUUUUGAAGGCAAGGAGAUUGUGGAGGUUCGGAUUUCAAGAAACUUAAAUGUUGAUGUGAUAUGAGUAUCGCUACCUAGGCCUUCAUUUUUAUCUAUCCUUGAAAUUAGCAUUGUUGAUUCGAGCUGGCACUAUUUGCUCACAGAGCAGUUACUGUUUCCAAGUGAGGCAGCUUUCUGCAUCUAAGAGUUCAAGAAUGAGGCUCGUCCAGUUCCUGACUGUUGGUGAUCAGAAUGGAGUCAGAUUGGGAGUCGAGAAGGAUGGAGGAAGCAUUAUUGAUUUGAAUUCAUUUGACAGUUCCCUACCUCGAACCAUGAAGGAGUUUCUGGAAAUAGGAGACACAGCUCUGGAAACUGCGAGAAGAGCUGUGGAUUGUGGGAAGUACACCCGUUGUCGCUCAGAAAUAACACUUCUAUCACCAAUAACAAACCCAGACAAAGUGGUGUGUGUUGGAAUGAACUACAUGGAUCACUGCCUGGAGCAGAAUGUAGCAGUCCCAAAGGAGCCGGUUAUAUUUAGCAAGUUUGCUAGUUCCAUAGUUGGGCCUUACAGCGACAUCAUUCACCCAGAAGAGAGCAAUGAAGUGGAUUGGGAAGUGGAGCUAGCAUUUGUUAUUGGCAAGAAAGGAAAACAUAUUAAGAAGGAGGAAGCAAUGGACUAUGUUGCUGGAUUCACAGUCGCUCAUGAUGUCAGUGCACGUGACUGGCAGAUGAAACGGAAUGGCAAGCAGUGGCUCCUGGGUAAAACAUUUGACACAUUCUGUCCAUUAGGACCAGCCAUAGUCACUAGAGAUGCUCUCUCAGACCCCCACAACCUUGGGAUUCGCUGCCGGGUUAACAAAGAAAUUAUGCAGAAUAGCAACACCAAUCAGCUAAUAUUUAAAACAGAGGAACUUAUCGUUUGGGUGUCACAGUUUGUGACCCUGAAUCCAGGAGACGUUUUCCUCACUGGUACACCCUCUGGAGUUGGAGUAUUUAGAAAACCACCCGUGUUCCUCAAACGUGGAGACAUUGUGGAAUGUGAAAUUGAUGAAAUAGGAACCUUGAGGAACACUAUCAUUUAGGUUUACAGAGUGCUUUCAAACAAGACUGAUUUACCAGCAAUAUGGAGCCUCUUUUCACGAACAGAAACCAGGGCAUGGACAAAGUGGAGUUACAGUGCUUGAGGGAGAAAUCCUGUCCAAAGAAGUAGACCUCGUUUGUAUGCUGAUGACAGAAGUGCACUUCAAUUGGAAAUAAAACAUUCAGGUCAUGGUA